Molecule: messenger RNA, 978 nt
Organism: Xenia sp. Carnegie-2017
Lineage: Eukaryota; Metazoa; Cnidaria; Anthozoa; Malacalcyonacea; Xeniidae
Product: 3-oxoacyl-[acyl-carrier-protein] reductase FabG-like
Exons: 10
Coding region: 120-932 (270 amino acids)
Molecular function (GO): oxidoreductase activity
Source: RefSeq, a predicted model, not a curated record
AAAAUGAAGUAUGCUGGUUGGGUGAACCGUGAGGCAUCACCAUACGAUCACAUGACCAUGCACACGACUGUACACAUGCGUGCACGUGUAACUAAUGGCUCUUACUCUCAAAUGUAAAUAUGGCUGUCGAAUGCAGUAAAACAAAUGGUGUUAAAACCAUGUUAGGGAAAAUCGCUCUUAUUACAGGUGGCAGUUCGGGCAUCGGCGCAGCAACUGCAGUCCACUUUUCAACUGUCGGAUAUAAACUGGCGAUUACAGCAAGAUCUGUCGAAGGACUGGAAGCUAUUGCAAUACAAUGUAGAAAGAACGUGGCAAAAGAUGAUGUUUUAGUGAUCGAAGCAGACGUCAAUAAUGAACAAGAUGUGAAGAAAGUGGUUGAUUCGACUGUUAAGCAUUUUGGUCAACUUGAUGUUUUGGUCAACAGCGCUGGUAUUCUCAGUCGUGGUACCAUUGAGACGGCUACUUUAGAUGACUACGAUAAAGUAAUGAACACAAACAUGAGGUCAGUUUACCAUAUAACUCAACUUUGUGUGCCACAUCUCAUCAAAAGUAAAGGUUGCAUCGUCAACGUCUCUAGUGUGACAGGAAUGAGAUCGUUUGCAGGAGUGUUGCCCUAUUGCAUAUCUAAAGCAGCCAUGGAUCAAUUCACACGAUGUGUUUCACUAGAAUUGGCAGAAAAGCAAGUUCGCGUGAACAGUGUUAAUCCUGGGGUCAUCAACACUGGAAUGCAUACAAGAGGCAUCGAGCCUUUAGAUCAGGCUUCUUUUGACAAGUUUUUGGAGCACAGUAAAACGACGCAUGCGUUGGGCCGUGUGGGAGAUCCGGAAGAAGUUGCCAAGACCAUCGCAUUCCUCGCUUCGGAUGACGCUAGUUUUAUAACUGGUUCGACGAUUCCUGUGGAUGGCGGUCGUCAUGCGAUGUGUGCCCGAUGAUAAAGCUGUGAAAGUGAUUUUAUCAUUAAAAAUGUCGUUCAAUGUG